Labrus bergylta (ballan wrasse) is the source of this 6927-nucleotide messenger RNA. It is a transcript of the gene cbarpb, whose product is annotated as CACN subunit beta associated regulatory protein b. Gene Ontology annotation, biological process: negative regulation of voltage-gated calcium channel activity; negative regulation of calcium ion-dependent exocytosis. Lineage: Eukaryota; Metazoa; Chordata; Actinopteri; Labriformes; Labridae. Gene Ontology annotation, molecular function: transmembrane transporter binding. The record is from RefSeq and is a predicted model, not a curated record. Gene Ontology annotation, cellular component: plasma membrane; secretory granule.
ACAACUAGAAAGUCUGGGGCAACGUUUUGAAACUCUUUCAUAGCCAUUAUUGGCAUAUGAAAACCCACACACAUGCUAAAACAAACUUUGAGCUUGCCUUUCUUCAGUCUACCGUUUUAGCCACACAAGUUGCAGCAUAUCCCAAGUAGGCUAAUUUAAUAUUCUAAUAGACCGAUAUUGAGUUACAUCACAUUUUGUUUUUAUGAAGUUUGUUUUAGGCUACAUUCAGCCUAGUUAUUGAGGCACUCUGCCCUCGUCGGCACUGAAACUGACUCAUUUUGUCUCCUUUAUGUCUCAUAUGCGUGAACGUCACAGACUGGUGAACGUUAAGUGAGCAUUUUGAGAAACCCUUCAAUCAGCCUUACCUCACUCCUUGCGUCACGUGGUGCGUCUCUGACUGGGUGGUGGGCGUGUCUUAGACGGUGGGGUUUCAUUCAUAAAUACUUUAAGCUUUAAAAUCCACAUUAAAGUGAUCAUAGAAGAGUUUCACGGUAUUGGCUUUGCCCCUCCACCCCUGCAUGGACCAGGCUGGUUGAGUAGCCAUGCAGCACUGCCAUCCUUCUGUUGCUUCGAGGCCAGCGGGCCAGUCCUGAAGGGGAAAACGCCGCUGCUCAGUCUCAGUCGGCUGGCGAGGCUGAGGUGGCUGAGGAUGCAGCAAGGGAGCUGAGGAGGACACUCCUGAGCCACAGCUUAACACACACAUCCAGAGCUGCUGCUACGCACUGCCCCUCCAUCAGGGGGACUCUCUAGUUGGCCUGGACCAUGAGCAAUGAGUCUACCAUCUGGAACAUCCUACCAGAAAACUCCACAGAGAUCCCAGUAAAGGCAGAGGAGCAGCAAGAUGGCUCCGUGCUCCCCUUGGUGAUCCUUUCCGUCUUCCUGGUAGGAACUUUGAUCUCCGUCUCAGUCCUCCUCAUCGCCUUCCGUCGCUGCUGUCGAGGAGGACAAUGCUGUGCCAGGGCCAGCGAUGACCCUGAGAAAACCAACACCACCUACUUGGAGGAGUCUCAGCCCACCCAUGAAAUCACCAUCAGGGUGGAUGAGUCGGAGUGUCUGUCGAUGGCCAGCUCUCACGACCAAGAGACCGAGCGCUUCCUCUCCACCUGCACCACCGGCCGCCGUGUCUCCUUCAAUGAGGCUGCGCUCUUUGAUCAUGGCAAGAAGGCUCAGGAGAAGGGCCGCAGGUAUACUCUGACUGAGGGCGACUUUCACCACCUGAAGAACGCCCGGCUCACAAACCUCAACUUCCCUUCUCCAGCCCUCAAGAUAGUCACUAUCCAUGAGUGUGACUCGGCUGAGAACAGCAUCACCAUGACAACAACACGCCCUGUUGCUAAGUCAGCCCUUUCCAUCUUCCAGCCGAUGCUGUGCCCUCUGCCACAAACAGCGUUGACCAGCCUGAGUGUCAAUCCCAGCUGUGCCCUCCCUGGAGACGCCCUCAACUCGGUGGUGGGAACCAGCUUCAAUGACAAAAACAUGGCUCUCAGCACUAAGGAGCCAAGCUCAAUCGAGAUAAUGGGAGUGGGGCCCAGGGGCAGAGGCAGCAGCAUUAGUGUUGGAGAAGGGGUCUUGGUGGGGAGCUGCGCCUCCACUUCUGCCGGCAUUGCAGGAGGCCAGGGGCCCGUGCUGCAGUUCUUCACCAAACUGCGGCGCCAUGCUAGUCUGGAGGGGGCCAGUCCCUACUUUAAGAUCAAGAAAUGGAAGCUGGACAGCAGCCAGAGAGCCUCCAGUCUGGACACCAGAGGCUCUCCAAAGAGGAGACAGUUCCAGCGCCAGCGGGCGGCAAGUGAGAGCAUGGACCAGGACGACAACGACGCACACCACAUAGACCUCAUCCAGUACAUCGCUCGCACUCAGGACAUCCCCUACUGUCCCAGUCAGCCAACCACACGCCUCCUCUCACCUCCUUCCACACCACCGCCCUCCCUCGGCAGGGUAGAGGUAGAGGUCAUAGUGGAGCCCAGCUGCGGCCAUGGAGGACCAGGGGUGAUUGGCCUAUCCCCUGAUCCCCAAGAUGAAGGCCUGUCCCUGGAAAGAAGGGAAGGCGCAGACCCCUUGGACCCCCCAGAUGCCCAUGACCCCCUGACCCUUUACAAAGACAUCUGGACCCUUCGUGCCUCACUCGAACAGUACGCUGCCUCCGACCAGAGCAGCAACAAUGACAGGAACUCUGUCUGCAGUGAUGCUGACAGUGUGUGUUCGCUGAGCGGACGCACAGAGACAGAAAGAGGAGGGCUCCCAAGAUAUCCAUCCCAGGAUUUAGGAGAUGAAGCAGAGGGUGGAGAGGAUGACAAGGAUAUUUUGAUGUACACGGAGCAGAGGUUAGGUGUGAAAGAAGGGAAAAAGAGAAAACUGGGAGGCAAAGAACCAGAGCGAAGGGGUAGUGAUGGAGAAACAGGGACUCGUAAAUUGCUGCAGAUGGACAGCGGCUACGCGUCCAUAGAGGCUCCGUCUCGAGGUCCAGAGGAGUUGAGACUGUUCGGGAGCAACAACGGCAGCCCCAAAGACAAAACAGCUCACGAGAAAAGGCACCACUUCACCAACGCGGGGCGAAGUGGCACCAUCGGUGAGAGCUUUGAGUCUCAUCUCUUUGAGGAGGAGCCAGAAGAAGAGGUGUUGUUGGGUGCCAGUGGAGGAGUUCCCAUAGAAACAGAUGCUGGCGCACUGAGCUGGGCCCCACAUGGUCAAAUGCUCACACCCAGCGAGGCUGCACAGCCUUCAACUCAACCGCCAAUAUUGCACCGACGAGACUACAGCAUAGACGAGAAGACUGACGCCCUCUUCCACGAGUUUCUCCGUCACGACCCUCAGUUUGACCAGCAGGAGUCACCGCUAAGGAAGCAUCGAUCCCGAAUCCACCUCCGCAAGCAGUGGCAGCGCCACAAGCAGUGGAGUGACCCUGGUGUCAGACACUUUCAUUCCUCUUUUGAAAGACAGCGUACCCCUCUACGGAGGGGUGAAAGUGUGAACUACCCAUUGGAGACAAGCUACCACAGUACGCUCCCCCGAAUCGUUAGUGCUCCCGACGAGGAGAAUAGCGACGGCACCAUCAGCACCCCUGAUACCCCAAAGGUGGAGCCUACAACAACUGGCAACAGGGGAGAGAAGCAGGGUGUCAGCGUUAGACACACAGAGGACAGUAUCUCCUCCUUCCAACCACCUCUUGCACACUCCGUCUCAGAGAAAGAUGGAGGACAAGGUGAGCACCAUGAUCAUCAGGAGGACAUCAAACCAUCUGCACUGCCCCCCGAACCCGCAGACGAGCGCUCACCGCCUCAGCUGCCUGACUCCUUAGGCUACGGCCCGCAGACCAUAACAGCAGACCUCAUGGACAAACUGACUGCUCACCUGGACGAGAGGUUGUACACGGGCCUCCGCAGGGUCAAAGACACGACCGUUGAGUGUGUGACGGUGACGGCUACACACGCUUCUCCAGACCACAGCCCAGUGUAGCAGGGCUCCGUUGACCUCCUCAUCAACUUCACUCCUGCUGACACACACUAUUUCUUUUGUGUUUGUUUGUCUUGCCUCUAUUUAAGUGUCUCUCAAUAUAGAGCUUGAAUGGUGUGAUCCAGAUUCAGAAACGCGCUAUUGAGAAUAUGCUUUGCAAAAAUCCAUACUUGAACACAGGAUUCAUUUAAAUGCUGUUCAUCAACUAGAAAUUCAGUCAGUGUCUUUUUAUGCCUGUUAUCAUUACAAAGCAGGUUAAUGUUGCAGUCAAGCUACAAUCCAUAAUAGUGUAAGAUGAAGCAUAGCUAACACAUGGUUACAGUAGUAAUAGUAUCUGUAUCUGUGUUUGUCUCUCCUGCUGUCAUUCCCGUCUCUGCUCUCCAAUAUGAAUAACAUGCUGAGAGCCAGUAUGGCCUUCGCACUCAUUGAGCCACUGUGAAACCAGGUGCUAUUAGACAAGAAGAAAGUGACAGAUCUGGAUGUAACAAUUAGCCCUCCUAGUCCUCCAAUCAGGAUUAGGUGAACUUGUCGUGAGAAAAAGAAUAAUUUAGAAUAGCAAAAUUGAUCUACCAAAGCUAAUAGGCAUACUGUAACAGUAGAGAUCAGUAGUUUCAAAUCUAUGGAGAUCCCAAGAGAAAUGAGAUAAAUUACUAAGAGAUGUAGCCUAUGUUUCAGUCACAUUGAAAACAAACGUUGCAGUUGCUUGGAGCAGCUAACAUUAUUCACAAAGCUUGAUAAAAAAUGUCAUUAUUUGAAUUAGAGAAGUGGUUUCUACAUGUUUACAUUCAACCACCUGCCCAGCUACAUCACUUUCACCCAGAGCCAUUUUUUUCUGUGGCUAUUCUUCCUGGUUGUAGCUAUUAAGCUAACUCUGUAGUAGGAUAACGUCCCCAUGGCUGAUAAAAUAACAUCUCAUACUAAGCUGUGGUUGGUGGAUUUUUUUUCUCGUACUGCAAAAUAGACCUAAAGAUCUUAAACCAGUAGAAUUCAUUGGGACCAUUAGCAGAACGGUGAUGGGUAUGAGUCAUUUGAUUUAAACGUUGGGAACCCAUUUGUUUAGAUUGAUGGAAAACAAAUACAGUCUUAACAAUGGCCAGAACAAAAAGUUCCCAUGAAGUCUUAUUUUGAAAGGGAUGCUAUCCUAAAAGUUACUUAGGUUGUCUAUAUCUUCCAAGGUUUUGAUUUUUUUUUUUCAAAAUAAGGACUCUCUUCUCAGUUAAAAUGUCUAUCCAUAGAAACAUACAUUGAGUAAUAGACCUGGGGGAAAAAAAACAUUGCUGUGAACAUAAAACACUCUGAAAUGUCUCUUUAAUGUUGAAUCUUUGAUGAUUUUGUGCCGGGGAACAAAGGACUAAGGAGCUAUUGUCUUAAUCAGCCGUGUGACUUGUUAUGUUUGUUUGUUUGUUAUUCACUGAAAAUGCUUCUCAGCUUUAAGACAACCGUGUUGUUCAUUUCUUAAAAGUUUGUUUGUAUGAAUUUUGAUCUAUUUUUGAACGUCUGCACUGCUUAAAAGACCGUAAAAAGAAGGACAGGCUACACAGCAACAGACAGAACUCGCAAACCAAACAGCCGCUUACACUCAGAUGCCUCUGUGUCAUCCACAUAUAUAGGAUACAUUUACAUUUCACUAAGCUCAUCAACACUGACAUGACCUCUGUCCCAAUAAGAAGAACAAACUCAGUUUUGUGCCAUGAGGAAUGUGUUUACAUUAAAGCUAACAGACGAGCGCUUUGAUUACAGAUGUUUGGUGUUUAUUGGUCUUAUCAGAAAGGCAUGCUUUCUCGUGCAUGGGGCUCACAGAACAGGCUUUAUUUGUCCCCGUCUGACAUUCUCGUUUUCCCCUCCUCCUCCUCCUCCUCCUCCUCUUCUUUGCCUGAGAAAGUUGUCAGUGCUGUAGAUGUCUCCUAUGUGGGGGCCUAGGAUGUUACUUCCUGCCAGCUUGUAAAAGCAGAGUAAACAAAGAUGGUAUUUGUAGUGAUGGCCAUUUUAUUUUCUCCUUAUUUGGUUUGAAAAAAAAAAAAAAUACAAACCAUUACUGCCUAUCAUUUGAACAACUAUUAGUUAUGUCGGUAAAGAAAGCAAAAAAUGGCCAAACUCAAUUUUGGCUUAUACAUCCGUGCUUUUUCACCCUGCACAGUAGCAGCAGGAUUGCUGUAACCCAGUUUUAGUCUCCUAUACUCAGAGGGGCUGUUGGGCUUUCCGUCUCUCCCACAUGCAGUGAGGGGAGCCACUGCAGAAGAGGUUGAUGAAUUUUAAUCAUACCAAGAGAAGGAUUCCCGCUUUUCAUCCGCUGUCUCCGUUCCCUCAUUCUUCACGACUGUUACCAUGCAGUACAUUGAAAUGAUUGAAUACAAAAUAAGGGGGUGGGGGGGUGGGGGCACAUUAUCUUCCUCUCUCUCUGUGUUGGUGUAAUGAUGAUGCUCUUCUCCAGUCUGCCUAGAUUAGAUCUUUCUCCACUUUGUGACAGGAUUCUCCUUUUGUGGCUAAGUGGACUCUGAGGCAGAGGAUGCUUUCCUCAUUAGGAGAGAAAUGGCUGAGAUGAAAGGAGGUGAGCUCCAAUAAGGAGUAGAGAGGGUAGGGAUGUUUUUUUUCUCGCUCAUUUCUUUCAUGUUGGCUUCCUCACACACACACAAAUACACACACUCAAACAUUGUAAAUGAUUUCUCCAUGAAUAACACAGUUUUGUGCAAUCAAAUAGCAUUUAUGUUAUGACAGCACUGAUCAUCAGAAAGGAAAUGAAAUCCCCUCUCAGCCUUGAUGGAAAUGAUGCAUCUCUGUUGACAAUAAUUACUCAGCUAAUUCUGACAGUUCUUGGAAAAGGGGAAGAAGGCUGCGUUCCCCACAGAUCAAAAACUACCGGUUCUUACAGCUGAGGCAGUACAAGAUGAGAAUAGCACAGCAACUGCGACUAUUGAAAGAAAAUGGCCAUAUGGGAUGAUUUCAAAUCUGUACAAAGUUUCAACUUUGCUGUCUAUACAAGCACAAUAUAUCAAGAGCUAGACUUAAUCAAUGUCCUUUACUAGGUAUAGACAGAUGCUGUUUAACUGGGGACACUGUGUUUGUAUACUAACCAGUAGCCUGUCAAAUGCAUUGAUGCAUAGCUGUGUGUAGGUCUGCAUGAGAGUUUACAAUUUAGUACAAACAGUCAUGUUUUCUCAGACUUGUGGUACAAAAUGGUCAUAAGUGAUGCUCAAAUCAAAACAUUGGUAUAACUUGAGAUUUUGUAUGAUGGAAUCCACUUUUUAAAGUCAUGCACUAGAAUGCUGUAAUUGAUCCGAUUUUGUGAGAUUUAUCUCUGAACGUAGUAGUAUUUCUGUAUUCAUUGCUUGUAAGUUAAUUGCUUAAUUUAUCCAAACAAGAUAAACUUUCUUAACAACUUGCUUUUGUUGAUCCAAAUCUAAUGAGCCUUGAGGGACCAAAUCAUAAAAAAGUGUUAUUUUAGGGUUGUUUUCCAAUCUGUGAAUAAAUGAAUGAAGU